Molecule: messenger RNA, 1008 nt
Organism: Bursaphelenchus okinawaensis
Lineage: Eukaryota; Metazoa; Nematoda; Chromadorea; Rhabditida; Aphelenchoididae
Source: the annotation of a GenBank genome assembly
AUGGAAACUGAACAAAGGCGUGAGUCCGAGAUCUCUGAACCAGGAUCUGCUGUUACCACUGACAACACGGACAAUGAAAUUGAAGUAAUUGUAGGUUUAUAUUGCUGUAAAUACUAUCAUAUUGUUCUAUCUGGUCAGUAGAACAAAAUGAUAUGAUAUAAAAAAUGUGUAAGUUCAUUAACUUUAUAUUUGGUAUUUAGGACUUGGACGAACUGAGUGAUGAAGAUGUGAAGAAGAAGUUGGAUCAAUUUGGGGAUAGAGAUGAAAAGAGUGAAGAACAAGAAGCUGACAAUGAGGAAGCUGAAGAAAGGAACGCAGAAGAUGAAGAGCAGGAAGAAGGAGAAGAGGCUGAAGACAAUGAAGAAAAGGAAAAACUUUUACAAGAACAAAAUGGCAUCUUUCAAGGACGUAAGUACAAAUUUUUUAAAAAUUUGUUUUUUUAAUUGAUCAGUAGAUAACAUCUUACUUUUUUCUUAACGUGUUCAGUAAGACAGCUAAAAACUUGAAUAUUUGAGUAGUUAUAGAUUGUUGUAUCUGUAAACUAAUGAAAGGGGAUUUUUCAGUGUCAGAAGAACAACAAGAUGAAGUCUUCUCAUCAGAAGACCGUGCAUCCGUUUAUCAGAACUUUAUUGUUGCGACUUUCCUGAUGUUUACCAUCCCAUGCGGCCUUAUGUAUGCUUCGUACAAGUAUCUCUUCCUUGGUAGGUUUUUUUACAUUUUCAGUUGUUUUUCUAAAGUUUAGGUAUAAAAUACGGGGCAGCCUUUUAAAAAAUAACGUUUUUAAUUUGUGCUUGGUUAAUAUAAAGACAAAGUUGUACAAGUUUAUGACAUAUAGCUAAGAAAUAUCUCCUUUUAGAACACUACCAUCUUCCACCAGACAAGGCCGCUCUCUACGGUGGAAUUGUUGGCAUCUUUUCAGUCUAUGUUAUCAUCGCAAUCUUCAUCUACAUUGCCUAUCACGAAGAGAAGGGAAUCGAGCAGAGAAUCAAAAAGAUCAAAUCUCAAUAG